Messenger RNA from Bicyclus anynana (squinting bush brown), 741 nucleotides. RefSeq lists its product as uncharacterized. Bases 56 to 634 code for a protein of 192 amino acids. The record is from RefSeq and is a predicted model, not a curated record. The transcript has a single exon. NCBI's taxonomy places the organism in Eukaryota, Metazoa, Arthropoda, Insecta, Lepidoptera, Nymphalidae.
CGUAUGUGGCAUCAGUCGUUCUAAUCUCAUCGACAGUACAUACAGACCAUUGAAAAUGUUCAAGUUGGUGGUAUUGUUCUCCGUGCUCGCUUUGGCAGCGGCCAAGCCUGGUUGGGUGGCGCCAGCGUUGACCUACAGCGCCGUGCCAGUGAGCUCUGUAUCCCAGUACAGCAGUGGAGUGUACCACGGAGCGGUGAUUCCCUCAGUAUACAGUGGCUACUCCCCCGUCGUCCCCGGCUACGUACCAACCGUCAGCGCUCUGGCCCAAGCCCCCAACUCACCCGCUGUUGUCUUGGACGCUUACAACGGAGUUCCCCUGGACACACCUGAAGUCGUCGCUGCCCGCGCCGCUCACUACCAAGCUAAGGCCCUCGCUGGAGUUGGAGUACACACCAUUGCCAAGCGGUCCGUCGUAACACCCGUCAGCCCCGUCGUCUCACCCUACACCUCAGUCGUCAGCGCCGUCGGCUCACCCUACACAUCAGUCGUCAGCCCCGUCGCCCCCGUCUCUCCUUACUACCGCAGCGUCGUGUCCCCCGUAACCUACUCCACCCCCUACGUAUCUGCCUACAACGUACCCGGCUACGCGUACUCUGCUGUAGUACCCAAAGCCCUCUCCGUACACCCAUGGUAAAUAACUCAUCGACUGGUCAAUAUUAAUAUCAACGACCGAGAUUUAAGAAACAGUAAGCUAAUAUAAAUAAUGUCAACACUGCCAAAAUAAAUAAGAUUCAAAUAUAA